UUUCUCUCUCUUCUUGGAUUCUCUUUCUCCUGACUCGAGUGUGAGUGGGUUCAUAUUUCACGCAGGAUUCUGGGAUCGCGAAACUGUUCGAGGUCUAGGGAUUCAGAGUUCCGACUCGACCAAGAAGGCCCGGAUCAUAUUGAACCUUCUGAAUGUGAAGGGCGAAGCUUUGACAGAGCGAUUACAGCUAUGCUUUGGAGUUCGUCGUCAUCUCUUCAACCCAUUUUCGCUCUUUCCCGAGGUUGAAUACCCCAAAGGGCGGUGCAGACGAUCUCCACUCAUUUUUGGUACAGAGUGUAGGAUAUAGGAGAUUUCAUAGAGCUGUGAUUGAACCGUGGGUUUGGGAGAGUGUAGCGAGCGUUCGUGUAGAGGUUCAUCUAUGAUCAUGUUUCGCACUGAUCGUCCGGCUUGCCGUUUCUGUUGAUUGAUAAUUCCCUUUUUCCGAUUAUCUUCGAAGCUCGAAGGCUUCCAACGUGUGUUUGUAUUGCAGACGACUAUUGUUUCUGAUUAACACGCCAUUCCUCACCGGAAAGAUGGACGGAGCUGUUCUUAUAGCCAUAGCUGCCACUAUAGGCAACUUGUUGCAGGGCUGGGACAAUGCCACAAUUGCUGGAGCUGUUAUCUAUAUUAAAAGGGAAUUUAAGCUGCAAACACAGCCUACUAUUGAAGGAUUAAUCGUCGCCAUGUCACUUAUCGGGGCUACCAUUAUUACUACAUUCUCUGGACCUGUUUCAGAUCGAUAUGGGAGGCGUCCUAUGCUGAUUUUGUCAUCAAUCCUUUAUUUUGUUAGCGGAGUGGUGAUGCUCUGGUCUCCAAAUGUUUACAUCCUCCUUCUGGCGAGGCUCAUCGAUGGCUUUGGAGUUGGUUUGGCUGUCACGCUCAUUCCCGUCUAUAUUUCUGAGACUUCUCCGCCGGAGAUAAGAGGGCAGCUAAACACACUUCCGCAAUUUAGUGGAUCUGGAGGAAUGUUUUUAUCAUAUGUUAUGGUGUUUUUGAUGUCGCUCAUGGUGAAUCCCAACUGGAGAGUGAUGCUUGGAGUCCUAUCGAUCCCUUCUUUAGUGUAUUUGGUCUUAACGAUUUUUUUCUUGCCUGAAUCUCCACGGUGGCUUGUAAGCAAGGGGCGAAUGGUGGAGGCCAAAAAGGUUCUGCAGAGGCUUCGUGGAAGGGAUGAUGUGUCAGGAGAAAUGGCUCUUCUCGUCGAAGGUCUGGGCGUUGGUGCAGAUACUUCGAUCGAGGAGUACAUCAUAGGCCCUGCUAAUGAGAUCAGCGAUGAACAAGAACAGAAUGGUGACAAGGAACAAAUCACCCUCUACGGGCCUGAAGAAGGUGUUUCAUGGGUUGCUCGCCCCAUAAAGGGGCAGAGCAUCCUCGGCAGCGCCCUCGGUGCCGUUUCUCGCCAUGGAAGCAGCUUGGAAAGACCAAGUAACAUUCCUCUUAUGGAUCCUCUCGUCACCCUCUUUGGUAGCGUCCACGAAAAACUCCCGGUCACUGAGAUGGGCAGCAUGAGAAGCACAUUAUUUCCUAACUUCGGCAGCAUGUUUAGUGUUGCGGGGCCGAAAACCGAUCAGUGGGAUGAAGAAACUGGCCAUAGAGAGGGUAAUGACUAUGUAUCGGAUGCAUCGGGAAGUGACGGUGAAGACAAUUUACAGAGUCCGCUGCUUUCUCGUCAGGCAACAGAGAUGGAAGCGAAGGACAAUGUAACUCCGCACGCUGCUCCGGAAAGCGCGGAGGCCGUCGGAAGUAUGGGGAUUGGUGGAGGAUGGCAACUGGCGUGGAAAUGGACGGAGCGAGAGGGGCGGGAUGGGAUUAAGGAAGGAGGGUUUAAAAGGAUCUAUCUGCACCAAGAGGGUGUGCCGGGCUCAAAGAGGGGUUCGCUUGUUCAAGUUCCAGGGCAAGAAGUGGGAGAAGAGAAUGAGUUUAUCCAAGCUGCUGCAUUGGUGAGUCAGCCCGCGCUUUACUCGAAGGAGCUGGUGGACCAGCACCCGGUUGGGCCGGCAAUGGUGCAUCCAUUGGAAGCUGUUGCUGAAGGUUCUGUGUGGGCAGAUCUUCUUGAACCAGGUGUCAAACAGGCACUGAUUGUUGGCGUUGGUAUUCAGCUUCUGCAACAGUUCUCUGGCAUAAACGGUGUCCUGUAUUACACGCCUCAAAUUCUCGAGCAAGCAGGCGUUGCAGUGCUCCUUAAAAACCUCGGGCUUAGUUCCGAUUCAUCGUCCAUCCUCAUCAGUUCUCUCACUACUCUGUUGAUGCUCCCUUCUAUAGGUGUUGCCAUGAGACUGAUGGAUAUAUCUGGGAGAAGGUUUCUUCUCCUCUCCACCAUUCCCAUCCUCAUUUGCUCGCUACUCGUACUAAUCAUCGCCAAUCUUGUCGAACUCGGAACCGUAGUUCAUGCCGUCCUUUCCACGAUCAGCGUCAUCGCCUAUUUCUGCUGCUUUGUCAUGGGAUUCGGCCCGAUCCCCAACAUUCUCUGCGCGGAGAUCUUCCCCACUCGGGUUCGUGGCGUCUGCAUCGCCAUUUGCGCUCUUGUCUUCUGGAUUGGCGACAUCAUCGUCACCUACUCCCUUCCCGUCAUGCUCAACAGCAUCGGCCUUGCCGGCGUCUUUGGGAUUUACGCCAUCGUCUGCGUCAUCGCAUUCAUCUUCGUCUUCCUCAAGGUGCCCGAGACAAAGGGAAUGCCUCUCGAGGUCAUCACGGAGUUCUUCGCCGUGGGUGCAAAGCAAAAGCUGCAGGCAAAGCAGCUUCCUGCCACUAAUGGAUGAGAGUUUGAUGGAAGAAGUUAAGAUAGGGAAGAGAGGAAGAAAGAGAAGCUGCAGGGCUAAAAUACUAAUAAGGUUGAUGAAAAUUUAUGGAGGUUGCAGGUUGUUUUCUAUGCUUUUAGUGGUGUUGUAUUCAUUUUACAUUUGUGAGAUUUAGUUAGUUUCGUAACUUUUGCUCUUAUGUUCUGAUGAAUUUUAUGUCUUAUUUUUGUUUCAUCUUUUGUUGUUUUGUUGUGGAGAUGCUGUUAUUUUUAAGUUAGAAAGCCAACAUUGUCGUA
Molecule: messenger RNA, 3031 nt
Organism: Phalaenopsis equestris
Lineage: Eukaryota; Viridiplantae; Streptophyta; Magnoliopsida; Asparagales; Orchidaceae
Product: monosaccharide-sensing protein 2
Exons: 8
Coding region: 534-2756 (740 amino acids)
Biological process (GO): transmembrane transport
Cellular component (GO): membrane
Molecular function (GO): myo-inositol:proton symporter activity
Source: RefSeq, a predicted model, not a curated record